AUGCGCGUAAUAAAUUCUAUACGAAACGAAAGACGCAUCGAAGUGAAACAAGUCAAGGAGGAAGGAAGUGCGAACAAAAUUGUUGAAGCAAGAGUGGUUCUCAUCAUUUCAGCAUUUUGA
This is a messenger RNA of Dentiscutata erythropus, 120 nucleotides long. The record is from the annotation of a GenBank genome assembly. Lineage: Eukaryota; Fungi; Glomeromycota; Glomeromycetes; Diversisporales; Gigasporaceae.